This is a messenger RNA of Penaeus indicus, 1732 nucleotides long. RefSeq names its product UDP-glucosyltransferase 2-like. Gene Ontology annotation, molecular function: UDP-glycosyltransferase activity. NCBI's taxonomy places the organism in Eukaryota, Metazoa, Arthropoda, Malacostraca, Decapoda, Penaeidae. The record is from RefSeq and is a predicted model, not a curated record. The annotation marks the transcript as partial. The transcript is spliced from 3 exons.
GUCACAAGUCCAUACGGGUGUUCAUCACACACUGUGGAAAACACAGCGCGGCAGAAGCUCUUUACCAUGGAGUGCCAAUAUUAGGCCUUCCUAUUACAUUUGACCAACCUCGCACAUGUGCUCGUAUGGCUCGCCGUCAGGAGGGCAUUGUUCUCCAAUGGGAAGAGCUUACAGUUGAAACCAUCGUCAAUUCUGUCUAUGAACUCACCAACAACCACAAAUAUCGUGAUCGAGUGGUAGGUGUGUCAAGGCGGAUGAAAGCACAGAAGGAAACUGGACUAAACCGAGCAGUUUGGUGGGUUGAAUACAUCAUUGAUCAUGGGAAGGAUUACCUCAGGUUUUCUGGUGCAGAGUUGAGUCUGUCUCAAUAUCUUCUUCUGGAUAUAUUGGGAAUCAUUGUUGUACUCACUGCAAUUAUUGGUGGGAUCUUCAUUUUCCUAGCACGUUCAGUUUUGAAAGUAUUUUGGCCAUCAAGUCUUUCAAAGGCUAUUCUGUCUACAGUUUUUACAUAUGUUGUGUACAAUUUAUUACUGUUGGUGCUAAUCACAUCUCAAUAGUACAGACAAAGGAAUAAUACAUGGUGACAUAUAAUUGUUUUAAACAUGUAGGUGUGUGACAAAGUAUGCAAAUGAGUGAAUGAAUAUCUUUGUGUGUGUGUGUGUGUGUGUGUGUGUGUGUGUGUGUGUGUGUGUGUGUGUGUGUGUGUGUGUGUGUGUGUGUGUGUGUGUGUGUGUGUGUGUGUGUGUACUGUCCAGGUAUUGAUUUAAGGAUGAGUUAAUAAAUAGCUCGAAAACUAUCCUUGUUGAUUAAAAAUAUAUGAGUAUGAUAUCAGUUUGACUGGAUAUUACACUUGAUAGUGUGCAUUAACACGGGAAUAUUGUUCAAAUUCAGAAUCUGAAUCUGAAAUCAAGUAUAUGUACAAAUCAAAUGUAUAUGAUAGGCCAGACAUACUACUUAUACACAGCUGGUAAAUAUUACCGGGUACCUCAUGAACUUAAACAACAACUAAGAAUGAUAAUCAGGAAUAACUUUUAUUUUUGACUGGUAUGUUUCUUCCUUAUAAAUGAGUGCUUAUAAAUGAAUGAAAGGUAGUGUGUUCAUAAAAACAAGAAAUUCUAUAAAAUAUUUUCAGUUACCAAUAUUUAGGAAAUAUUGAUUCAUGGCAAAUUACAUUAAUGUGAAAGUCAUUUUUGCUUCAUGUUUUUGAAUAGAAAUGUUUCUGCAUAAUAUCUUCCUGAAUCUUUUGCAUAUAUUUUUAUGCAUCACUGUCUACUCAGGACAAAACUUGUCCUUUUAUUAUUAAAUGGAAACUAUUUGCAUCAUUACAAAAAAAUUUAUUAUUCAUCCCCUCUCUCUCUCUCUCUCAUUCUGCCUGUGUUUCUAUAUGUCUGUCUGUCUGUCUCUGUCUGUCUGUCUCUGGCUUCAUCUCUGUCUCCGUCUCCAUCUCCAUCUCAGUCUGUCUGUCUCUGGCUUCGUCUUUGUCUCCGUCUCCAUCUCCAUCUCAGUCUGUCUGUCUGUCUGUCUGUCUCUCUCUCUCUCUCUCUCUCUCUCUCUCUCUCUCUCUCUCUCUCUCUCUCUCUCUCUCUCUCUCUCUCUCUCUCUCUCUCUCUCUCUCUCACUCUCUGCCCUUUACACACACACACACACACACACACACACACACACACACACACACACACACACACACACACACACACACACACACACACACACACACACACACACACACACA